Molecule: messenger RNA, 567 nt
Organism: Colletotrichum fioriniae
Lineage: Eukaryota; Fungi; Ascomycota; Sordariomycetes; Glomerellales; Glomerellaceae
Source: RefSeq, a predicted model, not a curated record
AUGGCUCAGCCAGGAGUCCAGUCGUUGAAGACAUGCCUGCUUAUUUCCUAUACAACGAACGCCUUCCCCGGCGAGUACAUUCCUACCGUCUUCGACAACUACUCGGCGAGUGUGAUGGUUGAUGGAAAGCCAAUCAGCCUGGGACUUUGGGAUACUGCUGGUCAGGAAGAUUACGACAGACUGCGACCGCUUUCAUACCCCCAGACCGACGUCUUCCUCAUUUGCUUCUCCAUUGUCAGCCCGCCGUCAUUUGACAACGUCAAGGCCAAGUGGUACCCCGAGAUCGACCACCAUGCGCCAAACAUUCCCAUCAUCCUCGUCGGCACCAAGUUGGACUUGAGAGAGGACCCCAACACCCUCGAGUCCCUCCGCCAAAAGCGCAUGGAGCCUGUUUCCUACGAUCAGGCUUUGGUUUGCGCCAAGGAGAUCAAGGCGCACAAGUACCUGGAGUGCUCUGCCCUGACACAGAGAAAUCUGAAGAGCGUUUUCGAUGAGGCUAUUCGGUCAGGAUUCAUCAGUGCCAGUGUGCAAGAAGAAAUGGCUAACCUGGAAUUAGUGCCGUCCUGA